UGGUUAGGAAGGUGAGUGGCGCUUUUAAAGGAAAAGCUCCAGUCAAAAGUCAGCUGACGUGCGGGGAGAGCAGCAGAUCAUCGCUCCCUCCCUGCAGGAUUCGCCUGUGGAGUGAACGUUACAGGUGGAACACCAGGGUGGAAACGUAAACAGUGACAGUACUUUUACUUCCGAGAGACCUGUGCCUCAGCUGCGGGUGAACAAGGGUUGAGGCGUGGAACUGUAGUGUGUUUUAUAACUGAUUCUGGAGCAGGUUUUACUGGAUUUACUGGAAGAAGAAAAAGAAGCUUUAUAUACACGAAAGCGGUACCAGGAAAAUGAUCUCCUCCAGCACCCUUCACCUGUAGGUGGGCAAAAUGGCUUCUUCGCCCCCUUCCAGAGAGCAGACCAGCAGCUCAUUGGCGCUACACUGGAGGCUAACUCCUACAUAGAUAGCAACAGAACCAGGACUCUCCCUCUACUGUGGAUCUGUACCUCUUUCUGCCUUUACCACUUUUUGUAUGAACUGCUAUUAAACACGACUUGCGGCAGUGGCGCACAUGUCCAGGGCCACUAAUUCAACUGGAAAGAACCACAUCUGGACCAAGACCUCGGACCAUGACGCGUCACUGAGAACGUGGUGCGGGCCGAGUCGGGCUGUACAGCUGUUUUACACUCUGAACCAUGUCCCUUCUCUCAGUCCUAAACAUCAUCUGCGCAGCGAUGCUCCAUGUGUCAAAUGGCGCACUCAACACUCACUACUGUGUGCCACGAAAGACCGUCCUUUACCAGAAUGAGUUUAAGUUGUUCCGAGAGGACGGGAUCUCCAAUUACUCCACUAUGUUAAUGAGAGAUGACCUUGGGCUGCUGCUGCUAGGGGCCAGAGAGGCUGUCUACGCCUUGGACAUCCAUAACAUUUCGGUGAAAAAAGCUGCGGUGUACUGGAGGGUUACUGAGGAGAAGCAGCGGGAGUGCACAUACAAAGGAAAGCAAGCUGAGGUGGAAUGCCGGAACUACAUUCGAACCCUGCACAAAGUGAAUGAUACCACCAUGUAUGUGUGCGGCACCAACGCCUUUAGCCCCACCUGUGACUACAUCACAUUUAUUGAUGGAGAGCUGAGGCUGCAGGCAAAGCUGGAGGAGGGAAAAGGGAAGUGUCCUUUUGAUCCCUACCAGAGAUACUCCUCACUCAUGGUUGAAAAUGACCUGUAUUCUGCAACCUCCCUCAACUUCUUGGGCUCCGAGCCAGUGGUUCUGCGUAGCUCCAACCUGGCUCUUCGCACUGAGUUCAAGAGUUCCUGGCUCAGUGAGCCCAACUUUGUCUUCAUGGAUCUGGUGAAGGAGGGUUUUGAGAGCUCAACUGGGGAUGAUGAUAAGGUGUAUCUCUUCUUCAGCGAGAACGCCAUGGAGUACGAUUUCUACAGCAAAGUUGUUGUGUCACGAGUGGCCCGAGUCUGCAAGGGGGAUAUGGGUGGCCAGAGGACGCUUCAGAGGAAAUGGACUUCGUUUCUGAAAGCUCGUCUGGAUUGUUCCCUUCCUGAACCCAGCCUGCCCCCCAUUGUCCUGAAGCAUGAAGACUGGAGGGAGAAUGUCUUCUACGCUGUCUUCACCCCACAGUCCGGCCUGUCCCAGGCGUCUGCGGUGUGUGCCUACAGCAUAUCUGCCAUCAGAGACAUUUUCAAUGAAGGAAAGUUCAAGACACCGGUCGCCGUCGAGACUUCCCAUGUAAAGUGGGUGAUGCACACCGGAGACGUUCCUGUCCCCAGACCAGGAGCGUGCAUCGACAAUGUGGCGCGGAACUUGGGGAUGAAUCGAUCCCUGGACCUUCCUGACAAAACCCUUCAGUUCAUCAGAGACCGCCCCCUCAUGGACGACGCUGUUCGUCCUCUGACCGGAAGGCCGCUACUGGUCAAACAAGGGCCUCUGUUGACCCGGAUUGUAGUGGACAGUGUGUUGGCACUGGAUGGAAAGAGAUAUGCUGUCAUGUUCAUUGGCACUGAAAAUGGCUACAUUCAGAAAGCUGUUAACUAUGCUGGAGAAAUGUUCAUCAUUGAAGAGAUCCAACUCCACGAGAGUCCCAUGCCUAUCAACAUCCUUCGCCUCUCGUCACCUAUGGGGCAGCUGUACGCGGGCUCAGAGUUCAGCGCAGUCCAAAUACCAGUCAGUAACUGCAGCCGCUACCACACGUGCGUGAACUGCGUCCUGGCCAGGGAUCCUUAUUGUGCCUGGGUCUUCUCCACGGGGCAGUGCUCCUCGGUGUACAACUUAGCCCCAGUCUCAAAUGCUGCAGUCCAGAGCCUGACGGAGGGAGACACCUCACGGUGUCCUUCGCAAGGUCCUGUCGCCGCUCUGAACCUAACACUGGUUCUAGGGAACAACAUCCAACUGCCCUGCCAGCUCCUCUCCAACCUGGCACAGGUCCGAUGGCGUUUCUCUGACCGGAGUCUCCUUUCUGACCAAAAAUACUACAUCUACAGCGGGGGCCUGCUGAUCCUGAGGGCCAGCGAGUCAGAUGCUGGUGUUUAUAGUUGUGACUCGGUGGAGGAGAUUAAGGGCAGGAUGUACAACCAAACUGUAGCGGUUUAUCGUUUACAGCUUCACUCUGGAACAGAAACGGGGGUCAGCAGCACUCCUGGCAAUGAGGCGACAAAUUCCUCCAUCUCUGCUCACACAGCUGCGCCGGGACUGCAGGACUUAAAUGUGACCAGUGAGGACCCGCUGUCCCCUGAGACUCUCAAUGAAACAGUCAGUGUAACAGGAUUGGAGGUGGCUGUUGCUCUGCUCUCACUGAUUUGUCUCUGCCUGCUUGCAGUCUUACUCUUCCACUGGAAUCAAAGACGCUGGAAAUGUUUAAAGUGUGUUCCACCACUCCAGAGCCAAAAUGACAUUGCAGACAAAGAGCACACGUGCGAGUACAUGCACAUCCCCAACAGGAGCUCAGAGGUAAAAAUGCUGGGGUCUGAUAAACCGUACACCGCCAACAAUAAUCACACGGCUGUCGACUUCAAAAGGAACGGGGAGCAACACUUCACACCCAGGCCCCACAUUUCAAGUGUGGGUGGUCUUGGAUACAUUAAUGAUGAGUCAGAGAUUUGACUGUGCUCAGGUGUAGAACUCUGAGAAUGAGACCUUUUUCAGGAACCAUUUUCACAUUAGAAACCCUUCGGCUCCUGUUUCUCUCGUUUUGUUUCUCGUCAUCCUGUCAUUUUUGCAGUCUUCCCUGGCAGCUGGUGAAAACACGUGUACUCCUUGUCUCUAGGAAAUUGUCGAAUAAGACGUUGUUAUGCAGUACUUUAUGUAUUUUUGUAAAAUGACUUUAUGUGAAUAUGAUGUGUGUAAUAUAAUAUGUACAGCCAAAACUUUAAAAAGACUAUUUAUUUGGAACGGUGAUGUUUUAUACCGGGUGUGAAAGACGCUGAUCAUGUUUCCAGUUGCAUUUCAUGUUAUGGAUCUUUACCUUAGACCACGUUCAUGGGACACACCACUGUCUUUGGACAACUGAUUCAAACCAGGUUUCAUUCCUCAUUGGCUGAUAAAGCAUGAGCCACUGCUGUAUUCUCAUGUUUAACCAUUCACAUGUCCGACCUUAGGAAAUACUGGGUGAACCUCCAAUCAAGAUACAUUAACACUGUGUCCAGCCAAUCAGAGCUGUUUGCAUUAAUGUUAAUUAGUGUGCAGUAAUGUCAGUAAUGUCUUAUAGAAACACUGCUGUUUUCAAGAUCAAGUGCAAAAACAGGCAGGGGUGUCAAACAUACGGCCCGCAGGCCCAAACCAGCCCACCAGAGUGUUUUAAAAAAAAAAAAUUACACAAACACUUCCUGUUUGUAAAAUUAUAUUUCAUUAAGUAUGAAUAAAUAUAUAAUACUGUAUACUUGCACUUCUUUGCAUGAAAACAAAGGGGGUACAAAACAUGGACUUGUUAUUUAUACUUAAUUAUGUUACAAUUGGUAAAUUAGGUGGUAUGUGGCCCGUGAACCAAAAUGAGUUUGACACCCCUGUUCUAAGGCAUCACAUGCCGGUAGAACUUUACAGGUAUGGGCUUAGAGUAUGAAGAAAAAACAUACUUGCUCAGAAUGAUAAUAACAUAUUUUGAUGUGUACGUGUUUGUCAUGUUCAUGUUUGAAAGACAGUAAGGUUUGGAAUGCAUUUUGAAAAAACAAACUCACAUGCAAAUGCACCGGGGCUGCUUGAUUUGCCUAUUACUGUAGUAUAUACCAAUGUACUAUACAUAGAUAUGGUUCUGUGGAGGCCAAUUUAGACUAUAUGUUUAUAUAUAUAUAUAUAUAAUUAAUUAUUCUUAUAGGUGUCUUGACCUUUAGCCAACAGUCAGUGUACCAGGGUUGUUUUACACCUAACCUAUUAUAAUAAAAUGAAUGAAAGGAUAAAAAAAA
Messenger RNA from Cynoglossus semilaevis (tongue sole), 4370 nucleotides. Its product is annotated as semaphorin-4E. Gene Ontology annotation, biological process: neural crest cell migration; positive regulation of cell migration; axon guidance. Lineage: Eukaryota; Metazoa; Chordata; Actinopteri; Pleuronectiformes; Cynoglossidae. Bases 664 to 3075 code for a protein of 803 amino acids. The record is from RefSeq and is a predicted model, not a curated record. The transcript is spliced from 15 exons. Gene Ontology annotation, molecular function: chemorepellent activity; semaphorin receptor binding. Gene Ontology annotation, cellular component: plasma membrane.